Gorilla gorilla gorilla (western lowland gorilla) is the source of this 672-nucleotide messenger RNA. Its product is annotated as prefoldin subunit 5. NCBI's taxonomy places the organism in Eukaryota, Metazoa, Chordata, Mammalia, Primates, Hominidae. Gene Ontology annotation, cellular component: prefoldin complex; cytoplasm. The record is from RefSeq and is a predicted model, not a curated record. Gene Ontology annotation, biological process: RNA polymerase II core complex assembly; RNA polymerase I assembly; RNA polymerase III assembly.
AUGGCACUGGGCCCCCUGUUUUUCAGAGCUUCCUCCUCCGGAAAGGCCCCAAUUCAGGGGGCGGACUCUGGGAUUGAACUUCGCCUUCCACUGCUGCCUGCACUUUCGCUUUAUGCCGCCUAUAAAGCACGUCAUCAGCCACUGCCCCUGGCGCACCUCAAGGCACCAAAGGAGCCGGCCUGCGAGGGCGGGGCCAGAGCGGACGGAACCAACUAUCGAGGGGACGGGACUAUCACGGAGAUGAAUCUGCCGCAGCUAGAAAUGCUCAAGAACCAGCUGGACCAGGAAAUGGAGUUCUUGUCCACCUCCAUUGCCCAGCUCAAAGUGGUACAGACCAAGUAUGUAGAAGCCAAGGACUGUCUGAACAUGCUGAGUAAGAACAAUGAGGGAAGAGAAUUACUCCUCCCACUGACAAGUUUAAUGUAUGUCCCUGAGAAGCUGCAUGAUGUGGAACAUGUGCUCAUUGAUGUAGGAACUGGGUACUAUGUAGAUAAGAUAGCUGAGGAUGCCAAGGACUUCUUCAAGAGGAAGACAGACUUCCUAACCAAGCAGAUAGAGAAAACACCAGCUCUCCAGGAGCACACCAUGAAACCGGCUGUCAUGGAAAUGACGAGCCAGACGAUUCAGCAGCCCAGAGCCCUGGGGGCAGCUCAGGCUACUGCUAAGACCUGA